AUGGAUAUCAUCAAGAAAACUAAAGACAAUAAAUGCUGGUGUGAUUGUGGGUGCAUUACAGAACUGGAGCAGCACCAACAUGCCAUCCCACCAACUUUGGCCAUGAAUCCUCAAGCUCAGGCUCUUCGAAGUCUUUUGGAGGUUGUAGUGUUAUCUCGGAACUCACGGGAUGCCAUAGCUGCUCUUGGAUUACUUCAGAAGGCUGUAGAAGGGUUGUUAGAUGCCACAAGUGGUGCCGAUGCUGACCUCCUGCUGCGCUACAGGGAGUGCCACCUUUUGGUACUGAAAGCUCUGCAGGGCAGGGCAUAUGGAUCUCCAUGGUGCAACAAACAGAUCACAAGGUGCCUAAUUGAGUGUCGAGAUGAGUAUAAAUAUAAUGUGGAAGCGGUAGAGUUGUUAAUUCACAAUCAUUUGGUCAACAUGCAGCAGUAUGAUCUUCACCUAGCUCAGUCAAUGGAGAAUGGUUUAAACUAUAUGGCUGUGGCAUUUGCUAUGCAAUUGGUAAAAAUUCUUUUGGUUGAUGAAAGGAGUGUGGCCCAUGUCACUGAGGCAGAUCUGUUCCAUACCAUUGAGACCCUCAUGAGGAGUAAUGCUCAUUCCCGAGGCAACGCUCCAGAAGGAUUACCCCAGCUGAUGGAAGUAGUACAAUCCAACUAUGAAGCAAUGAUUGAUCAUGCUCAUGGAGGUCCUAACUUUAUGAUGCAUUCUGGGAUCUCUCAAGCCUCAGAGUAUGAUAACCCUCCUGGCCUGAGGGAGAAAGCCGAGUAUCUUCUGAGGGAAUGGGUGAAUCUAUACCAUUCAGCAGCAGCUGGCCGUGACAGUACCAAAGCUUUCUCUGCGUUUGUUGGACAGGUAGAGCUUUUGGAAAGAAAGAUGCACCAACAAGGAAUACUGAAGACUGAUGACCUCAUAACCAGGUUUUUUCGUCUGUGCACUGAAAUGUGUGUUGAAAUCAGUUACCGGGCUCAGGCUGAGCAGCAACACAAUCCUGCUGCUAAUCCCACUAUGAUCCGAGCCAAGUGCUAUCACAACCUGGAUGCCUUUGUCCGACUCAUUGCACUGUUAGUAAAGCACUCAGGGGAGGCCACCAACACUGUCACAAAGAUUAAUCUGCUGAACCAGGUCCUUGGUAUCGUUGUGGGAGUUCUCCUACAGGAUCAUGAUGUUCAGCAAAGUGAAUUUCAGCAGCUUCCCUACCACCGGAUUUUUAUCAUGCUGCUUUUGGAACUCAAUGCACCGGAACAUGUAUUGGAGACCAUUAAUUUCUAGACUCUUACAGCUUUUUGCAAUAUAUUCCACAUCUUGAGGCCGACCAAAGCUCCUGGCUUUGUAUAUGCCUGGCUUGAGUUGAUCUCCCACCAGAUAUUUAUUGCAAGAAUGCUGGCACAUACGCCACAGCAGAAGGGAUGGCCUAUGUAUGCACAGCUCUUGAUAGAUUUAUUCAAAUAUUUAGCACCUUUCCUUAGAAAUGUGGAACUCACCAAACCUAUGCAAAUCCUCUACAAGGGUACUCUAAGAGUGCUGCUAGUUCUUUUGCAUGAUUUCCCCAAGUUCCUUUGUGAUUACCAUUAUGGAUUCUGUGAUGUUAUACCACCUAAUUUUAUCCAGUUAAGAAAUUUGAUCCUGAGUGCCUUCCCAAGAAACAUGAGGCUCCCAGACCCAUUCACUCCUAAUCUAAAGGUGGACAUGUUGAGUGAAAUUAACAUUGCACCCCGGAUCCUUACCAAUUUCACGGGAGUUAUGCCACCGCAGUUCAAAAAGGAUUUGGAUUCCUAUCUUAAAACUCGAUCGCCAGUCACUUUCCUGUCUGAUCUGCGUAGUAACCUGCAGGUAUCCAAUGAGCCUGGCAAUCGCUACAACCUCCAGCUCAUCAAUGCACUGGUGCUCUAUGUAGGGACUCAGGCCAUUGCACACAUCCACAACAAGGGCAGCACACCUUCAAUGAGCACCAUCACACAUUCAGCACACAUGGACAUCUUCCAGAACCUGGCUGUGGACUUGGACACUGAAGGCUGGUAUCUUUUCUUAAAUGCAAUUGCAAACCAGCUGCGGUACCCAAACAGCCACACUCACUACUUCAGCUGUACCAUGCUGUACCUGUUUGCCGAGGCCAAUGCUGAAGCUAUUCAAGAACAGAUCACAAGGGUUCUCUUAGAACAGUUGAUUGUAAAUAGGCCACAUCCUUGGGGUCUUCUUAUUACCUUCAUUGAGCUGAUUAAAAAUACAGCGUUUAAGUUCUGGAACCAUGAGUUUGUACACUGUGCCCCAGAAAUUGAAAAGUUAUUCCAAUCUGUUGCACAGUGCUGCAUGGGACAGAAGCAGGCUCAGCAAGUAAUGGAAGGGACAGGUGCCAGUUAGAUGAACUACAUAUCCGUUGUGAAUCAGCCUCAGUCCCAGUGCACCAAGUUCAUAAACUGAAGAAUCCUUUCAGCUCCUGAUUUUCCCAGCCCUUUGGUUCUCGGGUGUUUGCCCCAUCAACUGCUGGGGUUAGCCCCCGUUUAUGUGGGCGCCUUCCAAAGUUUAAAUGCUUUUUUUUGACUCUUGGCCAAAAUUUAGAAAAUGCUGUGAAUAUCAUUUUGAACUUGUGUAAAUACAUGAAAGAGAAAA
This is a messenger RNA of Jaculus jaculus (lesser Egyptian jerboa), 2607 nucleotides long. RefSeq names its product CCR4-NOT transcription complex subunit 1-like. Gene Ontology annotation, biological process: nuclear-transcribed mRNA catabolic process, deadenylation-dependent decay. Gene Ontology annotation, molecular function: molecular adaptor activity. Gene Ontology annotation, cellular component: CCR4-NOT core complex; P-body. NCBI's taxonomy places the organism in Eukaryota, Metazoa, Chordata, Mammalia, Rodentia, Dipodidae. The record is from RefSeq and is a predicted model, not a curated record.